CUCCCUAACAGACGCGUUUUAAAAACCUUGAAAGGUAACCCAAAAAAGACAAUCUCUACUAGGAGUAACCUUGGAUGGUUACAAAAAUGGAUUCCUUUUUGAGUCAUUUCAAGUCCAAGUUUCUAGCUAAGAUCAUAGAAUAAAUUCUCUAAAGAAUCAGAAAGAAAUAGAAUAAGUUUGAAAGAAAAUCUUUGGCAAGAUACAAGCAGCACAAGAGAGCCCCUGGUUUACAACUUCUAAGCAUCAACUAUUAAAAAAUCUCUCUAUCUCUCUCUCUCUCUCUGUUUAGCAUAAAAUAUGGGUUUAAAUCAGACAAAAUAAAUGCUUUGGACCUCAGAAGAAAGAGACCACAAAGUUUAUAAUUUCUUUUUGUUUCUCCAAAUUCACAUCACAUGCUUCUCUCUCAUUUGGCCAAACUCUUCUCUUAGCUGCCUAUUUAAGCACUUCCAACGCCUUCUUCCCCUUCCACACAUUCAGCUUUCUCCAUCUUAAAGAAAAGUACACUAUAUUCUAUUCUAUUCUCUUCGACCCCCUUUUAAAUUUAUCCUCUUGUUCUUUCUAUCCAUCCCUGUUAACAACACACACAAAUACUAUUAUGACUCAUAACAGUACUUGUAUCAGUAUCCCACCAUUGGCUCACACCAUUGAUGAUGGCUUCUUUGAUCAUCGGUGUAUAUGGGUCAAUGGACCGGUGAUUGUCGGAGCAGGACCAUCUGGGUUGUCUGUAGCUGCAGCUCUCAAACAACAAGGCGUCCCAUUCGUUGUCGUUGACCGAGCUGACUGCAUUGCCUCUCUUUGGCAACACAGGACCUAUGAUCGUCUCAAACUUCACCUUCCAAAGCAAUUCUGUCAACUUCCCAACUUCCCUUUCCCAGAGGAGUUUCCUGCUUACCCUUCCAAGUUUCAGUUCAUUUCCUACUUGGAAUCCUAUGCCAACCAUUUUGAUAUCACCCCACGUUUCAAUGAGACUGUGCAGUCAGCCAAGUAUGAUGAAACUUUUGGUCUGUGGCGAGUCAAAACCGUUUCGUUGAGUCCAAAGCCAACCGAGGUUGAGUACAUUUGUCGGUGGCUGGUCGUCGCCACCGGCGAGAAUUCUGAGAAGGUUGUGCCAGAGUUUGAAGGGAUGGAGGAGUUUGGCGGCCAUGUUAUGCAUGCUUGUGACUACAAAUCUGGCGAGGCUUACCAUGGCAAACGGGUGCUUGUUGUCGGAUGUGGGAACUCCGGCAUGGAAAUCUCACUUGAUCUUUGUAACCAUGACGCCAAGCCAUCAAUGGUGGUACGAAGUUCGGUUCACAUAUUGCCAAGAGAAAUACUUGGAAAAUCAACUUUUGAAGUUGCAAUUUCCCUGAUGAAAUGGCUGCCACUUCAUAUGGUCGACAAGAUGCUCCUGAUCAUUGCCAGACUUGUUCUUGGGAACACUGAGAAGUAUGGACUUAAA
Messenger RNA from Cucurbita maxima (winter squash), 1438 nucleotides. Its product is annotated as probable indole-3-pyruvate monooxygenase YUCCA7. The transcript has 2 exons. The annotation marks the transcript as partial. Lineage: Eukaryota; Viridiplantae; Streptophyta; Magnoliopsida; Cucurbitales; Cucurbitaceae. Gene Ontology annotation, molecular function: flavin adenine dinucleotide binding; monooxygenase activity. The record is from RefSeq and is a predicted model, not a curated record.